Messenger RNA from Trichoderma asperellum CBS 433.97, 912 nucleotides. NCBI's taxonomy places the organism in Eukaryota, Fungi, Ascomycota, Sordariomycetes, Hypocreales, Hypocreaceae. The record is from RefSeq and is a predicted model, not a curated record.
GUUGACUAGAAUGCUGUAGUGGCGCCCUCAAUCUCGUUUUCGGGUGGUUGAAACAGAACAGUGCAGCGUCCUCACUCACUCGGGGAGUCUCGUUGUUUCAUGCUUGGCGUUCUUGGGCUCGGCGGCAUUUUCUCGCUGUUUCUCUCUCUUCUGCGCAUCUCCGAGCAGGAGAUGGGCAGCGUCGGAACUUCUCCAGAGGCUCUCGCUGUGUCGAUGGGCUGGUCAGGCCAGGAAGCGCGGCUCCCCUGGGGUCUACUGCUGGCCCUGAGAGGAUGGUCGCUGGCCACCCAUGUCGAGAUCCCCAUGUUGAAACAGAGGGUGGCAGCCAAUAGGUAUCCCUGUGUUCCUGGAGGCCAGCCGCGUAUCCACCACGCCGCUGUGGCGGCUACGCUAAUAGCCAGGACUGACCAGAGACUCCGGGCUAAUGCGCCAUUGAUGCCCAGGCAAGCUCGCGAAUAGCAUCCAGACCCAAACACGGAGUGCUUCUCGUGCCAUCGCCGCGCUCCACCGGCCACUGUGUCUCUCGUCUUAGAUGAGCUCUUGCGAGGCUUAGGCUCCUGGCUGUCUCAGAGGUGCUGGUUCAACCCGCCGUUCCCAGCCAACAGCUGCCGCCGCGCGUACGAGUGCGGAACAAGGAGAGCGGGUAGGGAGAAGAAGCUUUUCUGCCCCCGGUGGAGAGGCUGAGAGGGCCCUACGCGCAAAAUGCCGACUCUAACUUGGCCUAUUUUUGGCAUGGUGGCACGAUAUAAGGCAGGUUUCCUAUCUCCAUCUCUGUUGUCGACGCGUUUUGUUGGUGUGCUUUCUCCAUAAGGCUGCAAUUGACUUUUCAACCGUCUCGUUUCAUCAACAACCGCCUAGUAGACGGUUGGGGGUGUUCUUUGAAAGUCAAUUGAAAAAGAGCUCGAGUUCUGC